GUUUGUCAAAAGUCGGCAGCAAAGUCAUCCGAUUAAUUUUCACUCUCAGCUGUCUGACUUUUUCUUCCUUCGUUGUCGCGCUCCGGAACUCUUCUGCCGUGGCCUGAUUCAAUUUCCUCGCGGAACAGUAUCGUGGUUUGUUUCGAAAUCUGGAUUAUUACGUGAAUUAAUUGUAGCGGCAAUCGGCCGACUGUUAUCUCACUACGGGAACGGAAUCAGAGUCCCACAAAACGUCAGCCACUGAUUGAGUCGAAAUGCCCGAACAGCGACAGGGCGACGGCGAAGGCCCUGGGACACCUGCCGGAGGUGAAGGACAACCACUGGUGGCUAACAAUGGAAACGCACCCGAUCAAGCCCAAGCACGUCAGCCAACCAGAGCGGAAUCUUUCUUUGCUAUCACAAAAUCUCUUAUCCUGCGGGCCUUGGUUAUUUACUUCAUCUCGUAUAUGUUCCGGCGACCAGCUCCGAAUGCAGAGGUCAACAACCAGUCAGGGAGCGCAGCUCAGAGCAAAAUCACGGCGUGGAAUCUGUUCGAAAACGGCACCAUGUUCGACUUGCAUGUGUACAUCUCGGAGGACGCCGCGAAUGUGGACUUCAACGAUCCCAGCGCAUUGAUUUGGCUUCAGGAGGAUCUGAUGUAUGGAGAUUGGUACGGUGGCCGCGAUGGGGAUGGCAUAUACACGAUCAAUACUCAGAUCAAGGCAUCAGAACGGCUCAUGAACAACGGAUCCAUCUAUCUCCAUACGUAUGUCACGCGAGCUGGGAAGAGUCCAAAUCCAGCUGCUGGAGAAGACUUUGCUGGAAAAUACAUGGGAUAUGCUGCCGGAAUGCUGAGCAAAUACAAGAAAAUCAAACGAGUGAAGACGCACAAUCUGCUAGCUGGAGACAAGGAAAAGUUUGAAAAGGAAUUAGAUAAUGCCCUGGUAGAAGACCGGAUAGUAGCCCACUGGCAUCCAAAUUUGACAAUCAAUCUGGUGACUGAUCAAACGAAUUGGGUCAAAGGUUCAGUUCCUCCUCCGUUGGACGAAUAUGUAAAAUUCUUGCCAGGAGCUCAAACAUAUCUCCCAAUCGUUUUUUACAAUGACUACUGGAACAUGUUACGCGAAUAUCAGCCGAUCAAUGAAACUACCCCAGUGUUGCAACUGAAUCUCUGCUAUCAACCGCUUUCCCUAUUCAAGUGGCAAUUGUAUGCUGCCCAAACAAUGCGCAAUAAGUGGACAAACAACAUCUUUGGAGAAGCCUUGGCUGGUGGAACCGAAUCAGACGAAGAUCAGGAUUCCCUCAAAGAAACUUUGCUGGAAACCAAUCCCUACCUUUUGGGCAUCACCAUCGCAGUUUCUAUUUUACACAGCAUUUUCGAAUUGCUGGCAUUCAAAAACGAUAUCCAAUUCUGGAAGGAUAGAAAGUCGCUGGAAGGUCUAUCCGUGCGAUCGGUCUUUUUCAAUGUAUUCCAAUCAUUGAUCGUGCUGUUAUACGUUUUGGACAACGAGACAAAUUUCAUGAUCAAGGUCAGUUGCUUCAUCGGGCUAGGUAUUGAAGUCUGGAAGAUUCAGAAAGUGGUCAACAUCAACAUAAAUAAGGAGGACCUCAUGUUUGGUUUCCUUCCUCGGAUAAGUUUCUCAGAUAAGGGAUCUUACGUGGAGUCCAGCACGAGGCAGUACGACAACAUGGCUUUCAAGUAUCUUGGCUGGGCUUGCUUCCCGUUGUUGAUCGCGUAUGGCAUCUACUCCGUCAUCUAUCAUGAACACAAAGGGUGGUACUCCUUCGUUCUCAACAUGCUCUACGGAUAUCUGCUAACGUUCGGAUUCAUCAUGAUGACGCCUCAGCUGUUCAUCAACUACAAGUUGAAAUCUGUAGCCCAUCUUCCGUGGCGAAUGAUGACGUACAAAUUUUUGAAUACAUUCAUCGACGACAUUUUUGCAUUCGUGAUCAAAAUGCCUACCAUGUACCGGCUGGGUUGCUUCAGAGAUGAUAUCGUCUUCUUCAUCUUCCUCUACCAACGUUGGAUCUACAAGGUAGAUUCGAAGCGAAUCAAUGAGUUCGGUUUUUCGGCAGAAAUGCUGGAAGAACAAGCAGCCAAAGCUAAGCAGACUAACGCACUUACUGGUAGCAGUACCGGUGCAGCAGAACCAGUGGGAACGCCUGGUGCCGCAAGUGGUGCUUCCUCCGAUGAAUCUAAAAGCCAACCGUCGUCUCCCAACGCUGGUGCCAGGAAGCGGAAAAAUAAAAAAUCUUCACCCAAAGCUAAGGCUGACGCUGGGGGCGACAAGAAGGGCAACUAAAACCCCGCGGUUAGUUUGUUUUUCUCAUAUUUUGUUUGUUCCACGCUAAGUUCGUCGUUCAAUGCCACUUUUGUCUGCAACCGGGUCCGACAACUUGACUCAUUAUUAUUUUCGUAUUAUAGGCAGUUAAGAGAUUCGUCUAUAAAUUAUGAAACUUUCUUUGUUGUUGUUAUACCAUCCAUCCGGUGGUACAAUCGUGUAUUUUUGUUGGAAAUAUUCCUAGCAACUCAAAUCCCAAUGAUCUGCUGUAGCAGUUUUUAAAUGAUUGAAAACCUAUAUCAAUGUUCGCCCAGAUGUUUAUUUCCAUGUGAAUAUGUUCAAAUAAACCAGAGCAAGAAGGAGCGUUUAUAAUUGUAAAACUAUACAUAGUAAGAUUCAUCGGACGACUAAUAUAUUUAACCACUGUGUAGCUAAAAAUAUAGAACUGCGUAGUAUUGUAUAACUUAAACUCCGGGAAACGAACCCAAUAUGAAUGAAGAUAAUAAAGAUAAUGUAUUCAAAA
Molecule: messenger RNA, 2784 nt
Organism: Armigeres subalbatus
Lineage: Eukaryota; Metazoa; Arthropoda; Insecta; Diptera; Culicidae
Product: putative lipid scramblase CLPTM1
Exons: 3
Coding region: 255-2282 (675 amino acids)
Cellular component (GO): endomembrane system; membrane
Source: RefSeq, a predicted model, not a curated record